Messenger RNA from Trichobilharzia regenti, 2208 nucleotides. Lineage: Eukaryota; Metazoa; Platyhelminthes; Trematoda; Strigeidida; Schistosomatidae. The record is from the annotation of a GenBank genome assembly.
AAUCCAUUGAACUUUGAACCUGCCUGCAGAACGUGGGCUUUAUACUAUCAGUGUUACAAAUAGCGGAUGAUGGGUGACGCGGUAGGACACGCUGUACAAAUAAUCAAUGUAGAGGAGUGCAACAAGAAGACUUCGUUCAGCUUAAAUGAAGAGGCGUUAUCGGCUAUUCUUUUGAAACCAGAUGUGCGUGAUAAAAAAGUCGUAGUUGUGUCAGUUGCGGGAGCCUUCAGACAAGGGAAAUCAUUUCUGUUGGAUUUUUUCCUUCGUUACCUAUUGUGUGAAGAUCGCACAAACUGGCUAGGAGAUCCGGAUAGACCCCUGAAAGGGUUUCCUUGGAGGGGUGGUUCUGAAAGAGAUACUGUGGGUAUCCUGCUUUGGAGUGAACCUUUUGUUAUGACCCUACCUUCAGGCGAAGAGGUUGUCGUUUUACUAAUGGACACACAGGGUUCUUUUGACAGCACUAGUACUGUGCGUCAAUGUGCCACAGUCUUCGCUCUGAGUACAAUGUUGAGCAGCAUCCAGGUUUACAAUAUACAUGGUAAUAUCCAAGAAGAUCACCUCCAACAUCUUCAUCUAUUCACUGAAUAUGGUCGGUUGGCAUUAGAGUCGGAAGUUUCUGGGUCUCCAUUUCAGCAUUUGUUGUUUCUUGUUCGUGAUUGGAGUUUUCCUUACGAAUACAAUUUUGGAAAAGAUGGUGGUAAUCAGUUGCUCAAUAACCGUCUCAAGAUUGUUCAAGAACACCACACAGAGCAUCAAACUGUUCGUCGCCAUAUUCGGUCGUGUUUCUCUCAGGUGGAUUGUUUUCUAAUGCCUCAUCCUGGUCUUAAAGUUUCAACUAAUCCGAAGUUUGACGGGCGAGUGAAAGACAUUGAUCCCGGUUUCGUUGAAAAUCUCAUAGUUCUGGUCCCUCAUCUCUUAGCUCCAGUCAAUUUAGUUGUCAAAAAAAUAAAUGGCCAAGAAGUUACAUGCCGUGAAUUAUUUACCUAUUUCAAAGCAUACAUAAAGAUUUACGAGGGUGAUACUCUUCCAGAACCACGUUCAAUGUUGGAGGCGACUGCAGAAGCAAAUAAUUUAAAUGCAAUAUUAACUUGUCAAGAAAUGUACACAGAGGCGAUGAACAAGGUAUGUGGACCAGACCGACCGUACAUCAACCCGAAUGAACUAGAUGCAUUGCAUUCGAAAAUAUAUAAUACUUGUAUUGAGAAGUUCAAUAGUAUCCCUAAAAUGGGUGGUGAAGCAUUUUCUGAAGAUUAUUUGCAUCGCUUAAAGGAAACAAUGAAGCAAAUGGGAGAAGACUUCCGCUUAGCGAAUUCCAAAAAGAACAUAUUUCAAACGUUUCGUACUCCAACCGUCUUGGUUGUUAUCCUACUGCUUUUCUAUGUUGUCACAGGAAUAUCUGAGUUCAUUGGCUUAUCAGUGGUUUCAAAUGCUCUGACUAUGCCGUUCUACAUUGCUUUAAUAACAUUGUUUACCUGGUUGUUUUUAAGUUAUACUGGUCGAGCACCGGAAUUAGCUAAUGCUAUAGACCAAUCAGCUGAGUUAGUAAUGAAUAAGGUCCUCACUCCUGCAAUAGAAGUAGUUGGCAGACGUGGAAUAGCUCAGUUAGUUGGGGGUGGUGAUUUGAUUCCUCCUAACGACCAUACUACUAGAAGAUGAAAUAUUUAGUUACAUCAAGUUAUAUUUUAUCACUGUUCUUAUAACUUAACAGUGCUACUUUAUUAUUCAACUGAAUGUGAAUUCUGGUCUUAAUCCUUCUUUCUUCUCUGUAAUAUAUGAUUGUAUUGAGGAUUACUGUGAUUCAGUCCUACAGCUCCAUCUUGACCUUUGUAAAGUUCAUUAAGAGACUGUCAGUCUGAAAUUGUGAACAGUCUCGGUUAUUUUGCAUAUAUCUUACCAUAAUUUUGGGGUUUUAUGUCUCUAUCACAUCAUUGGAUUGUACUUGAACUUAUUUCUCCAUAUGUAUUAUUUUAAGCCACAUACCAAAUAAGUUAGAUCUGUUCACAUAUAUUUUACAACCCUUUUAUUCUAUUCCCAAAAGUAGAAUGGAACAAGCAAUGUGAUUGUCUUUUGCUUCGAAUAAAAGAAACAACUUAAUCAUAAGUAGUUUGAAAAUUAAAUUAAACAAGUGUAUUUAUUCACGAUAUUUUUAUUCAUCGAGUAGUCAUUGCUGUGUAUUUUUUCCUGCAACAUAUACUUUUCUCUCCUUAA